Helianthus annuus (common sunflower) is the source of this 1139-nucleotide messenger RNA. RefSeq names its product ras-related protein RABD2a. NCBI's taxonomy places the organism in Eukaryota, Viridiplantae, Streptophyta, Magnoliopsida, Asterales, Asteraceae. Bases 203 to 814 code for a protein of 203 amino acids. Gene Ontology annotation, molecular function: GTPase activity; GTP binding. The transcript is spliced from 8 exons. The record is from RefSeq and is a predicted model, not a curated record.
UAGUAAAGGUUAAAAUUUAAAACUCUCUUCAUUCAUCUGUCGGUUGUUAACUUCUCUACGUCAAUAAUAUCACCCUCCUCCUCACCUCUCAUUCUUACAAUCCUCCUUUUCUCUCCGUCUUCCGGUGAACAUCCGUCCAAACGAAUAACCUUCACCCUUGGAUCACUCGCCCUUGUUAUAUACCCCCUGCAAUUUCUAUACCAUGAAUCACGAAUAUGAUUACUUGUUCAAGCUUUUGCUGAUUGGGGAUUCGGGAGUCGGCAAAUCUUGUCUCCUACUUAGAUUUGCUGAUGACUCAUAUAUUGACAGCUACAUCAGCACAAUUGGUGUGGACUUUAAAAUCCGCACCGUUGAGCAGGAUGGAAAAACCAUUAAGCUUCAAAUUUGGGACACAGCUGGACAAGAAAGGUUCAGGACAAUUACCAGUAGCUACUACCGUGGGGCCCAUGGCAUUAUCAUAGUUUACGAUGUUACUGACCUAGACAGUUUCAACAACGUUAAGCAAUGGUUGAGUGAAAUUGACCGUUAUGCAAGUGAAAAUGUGAAUAAACUUCUUGUUGGAAACAAAUGUGACCUUACAGAAAGUAGAGCCGUGUCCUAUGAUACUGCUAAGGAAUUUGCGGAUAACAUUGGCAUUCCGUUUAUGGAAACUAGUGCCAAAGAUGCUACCAAUGUUGAGCAGGCUUUCAUGGCCAUGUCCUCUGACAUCAAAAACAGGAUGGCAAGUCAGCCUGGGGCAAACAACACGAGGCCACCUUCUGUGCAGCUCAAGGGUCAACCUGUUGGUCAAAAGGGCGGUUGCUGCUCAUCUUAGAAUACCAGUCUUGCAGCUGUUUGAUUAUAAAGAAUCACCAUGAAUCCAACUGUCAUUCAAGUUUUUUGCUAUUUUAUUUUCAUAUAAUUCCCCUAUAAAAGCUAUUAUAGUUUUUAUUAUUUCAAGAAUUUAAUUUUUUUUUUUAAAAUUGGUUGUACAAAUUUGCAAAAACUGUCUGCUGCUAGUGUUGAUUUGCUAUUCUUUAUUCAUGUUUUGGGCUGCAGUUCUAAAGUCACUGCAACCAGAAUUCAUAUUUGUUUAAAUGUAUGAAGCAUCUAGACAUAUAUAUAUAUAUAUAUAUAUUCAAUAACAUACUAUUUGGUUA